AUGCGUUCAACGGUAAAACGUUGUUUAUUAAUUCUUAUAUUAUUCGCUAGUCUGUUUAAUUUAUAUAUUUUAACAAAUAUUUAUUUUAAUCGAACAUCGUUAUCAUCGUCAACAUCAGCUACAUUUAUACUAAAAUCGUUUCAACAACGUCCAACAGAACAAGAAAAAGAAGAAAAUCAACGAGUAAACGUAAAAAAUGCCUUGAAUGAAAAUGAAUUUAUAAUAUUAGAUUGGACGGGUAAAGAACAUAUAUUUAGAGAAGAAGAUUCAAUUUCAUGUGAUUUUUCCUCAAUUUCCGAUUCUUACUGCAUUACCAAAUUUUCUAAUUUAUCCAGUUCCAGACUAAGCCAACGUCUAAUAGCACGAUGUCAAAAAUUAAAAUCGCUCAAGGUCCGUUGGACAGACGAUCAAUCUCGUUUAUCCAUCGCUGAUCUUAUCUCUUAUCAUUCGAUCCAUUUACCAUCAUCACAACUACCAGAACUUGUUCGUACAAAUGAUCGUCAGCAAUACUCAAUGGUCUAUGUUCUUGAAAGUGAAGUACAUUCAUCCGGUGGUAGUGAUUGGCAUGAAAUUGAUUUUCCAAUGUGGUAUAAUUUAAAUCGAUCAUAUCCUGAACCAGCAACCUAUUUUGAUUUAAAUUCAUAUUUAACAGAUUUAUUUCGACCAGUUAAAGUUGAAUUUGAGAAGAAGAAUAGUGUACCUCUCGUAUGGAUUAUAUCAAACUGUAAUGCUUAUAAUGGUCGUCAAUAUUUUAUUCGUGAUCUAAUGCAUUAUAUCAAAGUCGACUCAUAUGGUUCUUGUCUAAACAAUAUUCAUUCUGAUGAUGCUCAAAAUCGUCAAAAAGGCAAUCAUGAACUUUAUUCGAAAUAUAAAUUUGUUAUCUCUAUUGAAAAUUCAAAUUGUGAAGAUUAUGUCACUGAGAAACUCAUUGAUGCAAUUUCAUCAACUUCUAUUCCUAUCGUGGCUAGUCGAUCUAAUAUACCAAAUUAUGAUCGAUUUUUACCAACAAAAUCGUAUAUAAAUAUUUACGAUUAUCAAUCAACAGAAGAAUUUGCCAUGUAUCUCAAUUACUUAGCAAAUAAUAAAACAGCUCACGAUGAAUAUUUGUGGUUUAGAGCAAAAAAGAAAGAGCAAUUACCACAAACAGGAAAUUUAACAGCGAACAUUUUGUAUGCUGAAAAUAUUUUGGGUACCAAUUCAACAAUGAGACGUUGGCUAAUCGAGAAAGAACGAUCGAUAAACAAAUAUUGUAAAGUGGUGGAGUACAUUCACACUACAUACUGGAGUUUAAUUUAUAAACGAAGAAGAUAUAAUCGUCCGUUAGUGGAUGAUAUUUGUUUACCGUCCAAUGAUAUUCAAACAUAUUUUCAAAAGAAAACAAAUAGUAAUAACGCAAAAUAG
Messenger RNA from Didymodactylos carnosus, 1401 nucleotides. Lineage: Eukaryota; Metazoa; Rotifera; Eurotatoria; Philodinida; Philodinidae. The record is from the annotation of a GenBank genome assembly.